CAAUGUUAGAGCUCCUAAUUCUAGUUAAGUCAUAGCAUUAGCUUUUCUUUAACAGUGAAGUAUAUCCGUAUUUCCAAGCCAUUAGAAUAUCGAAGACGAGGGAAUAUAUUAAAAAAAAAAGGGGAAAAUAAUAUGCAAAUAUGGAAAGGAGCCCGGUUCACGUAUACAUCUCCGAUGGCGCGAUGGCUCCUCUCUCGUCCCUCUUCCACUAAAUUGUUCGUUGGAGGGCUGUCUUACGACACCAAUGAAACAGUUCUGAAGGAUGCUUUUGAGAUGCAUGGAGAAAUUAUUGAAGUGAAGGUGAUAUGUGAUCAUAAGAGUGGAAAGUCAAAAGGAUAUGGAUUUGUGCAUUUCACUACAGAGAUUGCAGCGAGCAACGCCUUGAAGGAAAUGAAUGACAGGAUAUUGGAUGGUAGAAAUAUCCGUGUUCAGUAUGUUCACAAAAGAUGAAGGCAAAGGAUUCGGUCUAUGGUGAAUCAUUUGUUGAUUUAAAUAUUGUCUGUUUUCUCAGCAAUGAGAAGAAGAAUUCGUCACUGGCAUCUCUCUUUGUAUGCUUGCAUGGUGGUGGCCUAUAACGACAAUCAUCUAAAUUUGAGUAUUACUAGAGAUUUUGUUCUAGCUUGUGACAAGUACGUGUGAUAAUCUUGUGCCAAUUUUUCCGUUGAGACAAUUUUCUGGAAAAUUUCAUUGAACUAGAGUGUACGGGGAACUUAUUCCUACCCAAGAACAAAUGUACAUACUGUGAGAUCAUAACCUUUUCUGGCAUUUACCAGUCAGGUCUCUUACUGAGAAAAGAUGUUAUCCACUAAGAGAGAUUCGAGAAGUGAAUUCAUUAUUUGAUUUCUGUA
Coffea eugenioides is the source of this 848-nucleotide messenger RNA. RefSeq names its product glycine-rich RNA-binding protein 4, mitochondrial-like. Bases 133 to 450 code for a protein of 105 amino acids. The record is from RefSeq and is a predicted model, not a curated record. Gene Ontology annotation, molecular function: RNA binding. The transcript has 4 exons. NCBI's taxonomy places the organism in Eukaryota, Viridiplantae, Streptophyta, Magnoliopsida, Gentianales, Rubiaceae.